UCUGGUCGUCACCACCACCACCACCGCCGCCGCCGCCGCCUCCGCGCCGUCGCGGCCGCCAGUGGGAGGCGAUCGACGGGAACAGUCGCAGAGGGAAGGACUCGAAGGAAAGAGGGAUAGUGAAACCCUCGGUCCCCCGAGGGCUAGUCUCAAGCGCCUCGACGACGAGAGAGAGAGCGAGAAUCUCAGACAAGUGGAAAAGGAACAAUCGCAGAGGGAAGAACUAGAGCGAAAGACGGAUGGGGAGCUCGAGAUGGCAAUUACCAGGCAGAAACGCAGUGUCGAAACCCUAGGUCCCCGAUUGGCCGACGGCGGUGUGAAGCUGAGGGCUAAUCUCAAGCGUCUCGAAGAGGAGAGAGAGCGCCGGAAAGUCCGCCGGGUGGAAAAGGUUGAUGAUGGAUGUCAAAAGCACAUACAAUCCAAAAACUCAUCUUUUACCAGUGCAUCAGGCGGCUUUAGGCAAGAGGUUCCAUCACAGUCCUUAUUCAGCACACAUUUUUGCAGAAAGUUGGAAGAAAACCAAACAGAUAGUAGGACAGUUAAUGCAUUUGAAAAAGAACUAUCAUAUAUGGGUCGUUGUGACAGCCGGAAAAUGAGACUUAAUGGGAAGUCUUCACCAAGGGAAAGACGCAAGAGUGUAUUAUCUUCAAAGCAGUCAUCCUUUCAAUGCCCUACCAGCUUGUCUGUUGAUGCUGGUAAACAUGUAUUAUCAGAUGGUGAUCACAAUGGCGGACGUUCUACUCAUUCUGCUCAUCUUGUUGAGGAAAAGUUGUCUGGCUCUUUCUCUAUGAAGGAGAAGACUUCUAAAGUCAUGCCUUUGAAUGGUUUGAGGCCUAGGAAUGGACAACCAAUUGUUCUAGUGGAUGAGGAGGAACCUCAGUUCAUAGAGUCGAUGGAGCAAGCAGAUAAAACAGUUGAAUGCAUGAAAGAGAGUAAGAUCUACUAUCCUUCAAGUGAUGAUCCAGAAUCAAUAGAAAUUCAUUACUCAGACAUGGAAUGCCUUGCUCCAGAAGCCUUUCUGUCAUCAACUAUUAUGAAUUUUUACAUCCGACAUCUGCAGCGGCUAACUUCUCCAACAGAUAGUGCAAGAAGUGGUUAUCACUUUUUCAACACAUACUUCUACAGCAAACUCAAUGAGGCUGUAUUCAGGAAGAGUGACGGGGAAAGUUCAUUUGUCAAGUUCAGGAGGUGGUGGAAAGGCGUCAAUAUAUUUCAUAAAGCAUAUAUACUUCUUCCAAUACAUGAAAACCUUCAUUGGAGUUUGGUUAUUAUUUGCAUCCCAGACAAGGAAGAUGAAUCAGGACCCGUCAUACUUCAUUUGGAUUCUCUUGGACUUCACUUUAGUAAAUCAAUAUUUGAUAACAUUAAAAGCUUUUUGAUAGAAGAGUGGAAGUAUCUGAACCAAGGAGAGGCUCCUCCAGAUCUUCCUAUUGCAUACAGAAUAUGGGAAAAUCUCCCUCGCAGAAUCGAGGAAAAAAGAAUUGCGGUUCCGCAACAGAGAAAUGACUAUGACUGUGGUCCGUUUGUUCUUUUCUUUAUGGAACGUUUCAUUGACGAGGCUCCUCAAAGACUGAAAAAGCAAGAUUUAGCAAUGUUUGGUAAGAAUUGGUUCCAACCUCAAGAAGCAUCCAAAUUGAGACGGAAAAUCAGGAAAUUAAUCGUGGAAGAAUUCUUGAAUGCGACCGAGGAUAAUUGUGUUUUGGAUCACGAGCCUUUGCCUUUUGUGCAUCGUCCUGAUGGAGAAAGGAUUGAGCUCUCUAUAGAUUGUUAAUGUAGGCUCGUCUCAUUGCUGUCACAGGCUCUCCAAAAUUUGGUAUUUGGUAAUCCAUUUUCUGUAAACUCUUACAGUUUCUGUGAACUAGCUCUGCAAGAUGAAUUAGCUCUGCAAGAUGCUGAUUUUUCUGGUUUGUGAAACACAGUUUAGAUGUCAUGUCAAUAGUUAGUGAUCAUUCUCUGAUGAGGUUUAGAAGCACGUUAAAAAUGAUUCAUCAGUUGUAUUAGAGGCAAACGAACGGUUGCCGAUCUCAGGUGAUAAUUUUUUAGUCAAAAGUCUACCAUUUUUGUUUCUUA
Molecule: messenger RNA, 2070 nt
Organism: Camellia sinensis
Lineage: Eukaryota; Viridiplantae; Streptophyta; Magnoliopsida; Ericales; Theaceae
Product: ubiquitin-like-specific protease 1D
Biological process (GO): proteolysis
Molecular function (GO): cysteine-type peptidase activity
Source: RefSeq, a predicted model, not a curated record